CUGGGAGCCGAGCUGGGCGGGCGGGGCUGGCCGGGACCGGACGGAGCGGGAGCGGCGGGGCCCCGGGUGCCUGCGGCUGCCCGGACGGACACUGGACGCGCCAGGGCCCGGCGGUGGAGCAGCUGGGAACCGACUGUCUGCAGCGAAGUUAGGGAUCUGCUCUCUCCAGGCUGGAGCCGGGGGUUGCUCUUCCAGGGACAGAAGCUGCCCGGAGCAGGAAGCUGGGUCUCACUGGGAUCUGACCUCGGUGACCUCGCAGACUGAGCGGGGGCGCAGCCCCCACCCCCUAGAGCAGCAUGGAUGCCCCCCACAGAGACAUGGAGCUGCUCAGCAACAGCCUGGCGGCCUUCGCACACAUCCGCGCGAACCCCGAAAGCUUUGGGCUCUACUUCGUGCUGGGUGUUUGCUUUGGCCUCCUGCUCACUCUGUGCCUGCUGGUCAUCAGCAUCUCCUGCGCCCCGCGCCUGCGCCCCCGGGGCCCUGCCCCGCUCCGCGACCCCCGCAGCAGCACCCUGGAGCCCGAGGAUGACGACGAGGACGAGGAGGACACGGUGACCCGCCUAGGCCCCGACGACACGCUGGCGGGCCCCGAGCUGCCCACGGAGCCCGACGGGCCCCUGAGCGUCAAUGUCUUCACAUCGGCCGAGGAGCUGGAGCGGGCGCAGCGGCUGGAGGAGCGGGAGCGCAUCCUGCGGGAGAUCUGGCGCACCGGGCAGCCGGACCUGCUGGGCACUGGCACCCUGGGGCCCAGCCCCGCCACCACAGGCACCUUGGGCCGCGUGCAUUACUACUGACCGGCCCCUCGCACCGCCUGCAAGGCGCGCUGCUCUGCUUGCUGGACGUGCACUUGAGCUCGGCGCUGCCCCAGGACCUUCGGACUGCCCCUGCCCACGGUGCUAUAGAAGUCCAGCCCCCAGUGGCCCCGGGUGCUAAUGGGCAUGGAUCCUUACUCUCUGGAAAGGACCCUUCUCCAGUCCAACCUGGAGACCUUGGGGGAGGGGGAAAAUGAUUCAGAGCCCCCUACCCUUUCUGGAGGAACCGUUAAGAGGUGACGUGACCAAUGAAAGCUACAUUGCCAGUG
Molecule: messenger RNA, 1081 nt
Organism: Erinaceus europaeus (western European hedgehog)
Lineage: Eukaryota; Metazoa; Chordata; Mammalia; Eulipotyphla; Erinaceidae
Gene: EVA1B
Product: eva-1 homolog B
Exons: 3
Coding region: 297-794 (165 amino acids)
Source: RefSeq, a predicted model, not a curated record